This is a messenger RNA of Impatiens glandulifera, 1045 nucleotides long. Its product is annotated as TIP41-like protein. The transcript has 8 exons. Gene Ontology annotation, biological process: TOR signaling. NCBI's taxonomy places the organism in Eukaryota, Viridiplantae, Streptophyta, Magnoliopsida, Ericales, Balsaminaceae. The record is from RefSeq and is a predicted model, not a curated record. Gene Ontology annotation, cellular component: cytosol. Bases 71 to 943 code for a protein of 290 amino acids.
GAAUUUUUGUCUGAGAAAAAGAAAGUUCAGAAGAUCGGUCAAGUUGCCGUCUACAGCGGUUUUGUCGGAGAUGGAGGUUGAACCGGAAGUCCAGGAUCGUAUGCUUCAGGCCGCCGGAGCUCAGCUUCUUCCAGAUGGCCGUAAAGGAUUGACCAUCCAUGGCUGGGAGAUCGAAACUCAGCACCGUCCUAUUCUCAACUCUCGCCUUCUCCAAGAGUGGGAAGGAAAGCUUCAGACACCCCACUUACCAGAGAUGGUUUUUGGAGAAAGUUCUCUGGUACUUAAACACUUGGCUAGUGGGGCAAAACUUUAUUUUAAUGCGUUCGAUGCUCUAAAGGACUGGAAGAAGGAAGGACUGCCUCCUGUUGAGGUUCCUGCUGCUGCAAAAUGGAAGUUCAGGAGUAAUCCCUCUCAGCAGGUGAUACUCGAUUAUGAUUAUACCUUCACAACACCUUAUUGUGGAAGUGAAACUGUUGAUGUAGGCCAAGAGAAGCAGAUUGGAAGUGAUGAGGGAAAGUUGAGCGUUGUUUGGAAGGAUUGCAAAGAGCAAAUUGACAUGGCUAAACUUGCGCAAAAGGAAAAUAUUCUUUUCUUUGAUGAGGUUAUCUUGUAUGAAGAUGAACUGGCGGAUAAUGGAAUUUCUCUUUUAACUGUAAAAGUGAGAGUAAUGCCGAGUUCUUGGUUUCUUCUAUUACGCUACUGGCUUAGGGUUGAUGGAGUGCUGAUGAGAUUACGAGAAACUCGUGUGAAUUGUGUGUUCGAAGAUGGUACAAACCCUACUAUCCUAAGAGAGAGCUGCUGGAGAGAAAGCACAUUUCAAGCCUUAUCUGAUAAAGGUUAUCCAUCUGAAGCUUCUGCAUAUAGCGAUCCAAGCACUAUCAGUCAGAGACUUCCGGCUAUCAAGCAAAAGAACGAAAAACUUGAAUUCGUUGAUAAUAAGUAAUAUUCUAUGAACUAUUUGUGUGAAUGAUAAAAAACAUCAUUUUCUGUAAAAACUAUCUUUAUUUUGCCUUACUGUUUUAUUGAUUUAUUUGCUUGAUAUAAA